CGCUGUUCAAUUCUGACAAAGCUUACCCUCUUUGUUUUCUCCAAAAAUAUUUUAUUUUCCCUCUCUCGUGUUCCUGUUUUCAAAGCAUAAUUUCAGGUACAUUUCAUUCUUUUGCCCCUCAAUCCUUUCUCAGCGACGAGUUUAACUUCACUUGUCGUCGGUUGGCUUUAGCUUGGAGUUUCCGAGGUUGCAAAACUAUGGGAGAGAUCGAUACCAAACCUAUUGAACCUGUACAGGUUGCACUGACCUUGUUUGAAGAGAAGAGUAAACAGAGGAAACAUCUGCCUGGCAGCAGCAGCGGUGAUGAGAUGGAUAAAGAGAAGGAUUUUGAAGGACUCCAAAAGGAUUUGGCCAAUUACAAGGUGCAGUUGGAUGCCAAAGACGCUGCCUACUUGCAACUGUUGCAUAAAAUGGAGCACUACCAAAAAACAGCAGAGGAAGUUUCUGCUCAACUGAAGAAUUCCGAGGUUGAAAGAGAUGGCUACUUAGGAGAAUGUCGAGUAGCAAGACUUCAGAUCGAUGAACUUGAGGCUAGGGUGAAGGAAAUGGGUGAUCAAGUGUUAGAAUCUGGAAAAAUAAGGGAGCAACUUUUACAUGUUUUAGGUGAACUGAAGGCCGUGCAGGGAGAGGUGCUUAGUAUGGAAUCAGAACUUGCUUCUGCCACAGAAGCUAAGCUCAAGGCCCUGACACAAGCUGAGCUGAUGGAAACUGCUGCCAAUAUGGAGAAGGAGAGAGCUGAAGAGCUACUGAAGCGUGUCAUCGACCUCAAUGAAGCUGUUUUUCUGUCAAAACAAGCUGCUCUUGAAGCUGAGAAAGAUGAGUGCACAGCUUUAUCUGAGAAAGAGGAGGCAGCAGAAAUAGAAGAUCAAGCACAAAAACAGGAAGAUGACAUGAAAACACAAAUGGGAAUUAUGCAAGAAUUGGAAAAUCAGCUAAGGGCCAAGGCAGUAUUCAUUGAUUCGCUGCAGCUGGAACUUAAUCAAGCAAAUGAACGACUAAGUUCAUCUGACAAAGCUGCUUCUGAUGUCAUAAAUGAUCUAAACCAGCUAAAGGUAGAUUUGAAAGACAAAGAAAAAGAGAAUUUUGAUCAAGCAAUUUAUAUUGCGGAAUUGGAAACUGAAAUGAAUAAGUUGAAACUAGAACUGAAGAAUGCAAAUGAUGAAGUAACUCUCUUGAACUGCGAUGUUGAAAUGCUCACAGAGGAGUUGGCGAAGGUAAAAACUGAAAUGGAGGAAAUCAAGGAAAGGGAGAAUGAUGAACAGAUUGAGAUAGCAUUGCUGAAAGCUGAGCUUCAUAAAGUACGGUCAAAACUUGCAGCAGCAGAGGCAGCUGAAGCAAGAGACGGAAAUGUUAAAUCAGGGUUAUAUCUUGCAGUUCAUCAACUAGCCAUUGAAGCAGAAGUAGCAAAGAAGGAAAAUGAAAGGUUAAAACAAGAAGCAGAUUUGGCUGCAGAAUCCGCUGACCUUGGCCUAGGAUAUGAGACCUCUUCUCAGGCUGUAGAAGUUAGUCAGGCAAAUGAAUCAGUAGCAGAAGCUGAAAAGAGAAGUGAUGAGAAUGAUCACAACAUAACAAUUUCAUUAGAAGAGUACGAAUCCUUAAUAAACAAAGCCAAGAAGGUCAACCAAUCCGCAAACAAAGAUUCAAAAUCUGAAAACAAGAAUGAAUUGGAAACAUUGAAGAAGGAAUUCGAAGUUGCAACUGCAAAAGUUGCAGAGCUCAGGACUCGUACAGAACAGGCAAUUACAAGGGCAGAAGCAGCGGAAAGAGCUAAAUUAGCAGUUGAAGGUCAGCUAAGAAAAUGGAGAGAACAGAAGCAGAGGAGAAAGGCUGCAUUAGCUGCACUUCGGAAAGAAUCAUUAUCAGGGGAGUUUGCUUCUUCAUCAUAUGACACCACACCAAUAAAUUACCAGCCAUUGGGCAAGUUUUUGGACAUGAAAUUCUAGUCUUUUUAGAUGUAACUUUUCAAAUAAUCUUCGAGCACCAAACACCCUUUAAUGAUUUGCUUGAAGUAAGACCAUCUAUGUUUCUCUAGAUGCAAAUAUGUUCUAGUCAAGUGUCCAUCUCUUCAGACAAAUCAUGGAUCAACACAAAAAUCCAGACUCAUUGGACAGAGCCCAAUAUAAGCUCAGCCCAGAUUAACAAUGAAGGUGUAGCCCAACAGAAACUAUUUCCAUUUUCUCAGCUAUUUCUUCACCUCCUUUUUAUUCACCCAAUUAGCCCUCGUAAUGUGAACGGCGAGACUCGAAUUCGAAAGUGGACAAAAUUUUCAUGUGGUGAUUUUUGGUUGGAAUUCUGAAAAGCGAAUUGAGGAGGAGGGAGCAAUGCAUCGUGAAGAAAAGAAUGAAACAAAAUUUCCAAAAGUGAAAGUUGGUCAAUGCCCCGUCAAAGUUUGUGAGUGAUUCUUCCAAGCAAAAGAAAGAAAAAGAGAAAAUAAUAAAUUGAAACACGGUACUAAUGGUGAUGGAAAAAGUCUGAAAGUCAUUGGUCCAAA
Molecule: messenger RNA, 2491 nt
Organism: Manihot esculenta (cassava)
Lineage: Eukaryota; Viridiplantae; Streptophyta; Magnoliopsida; Malpighiales; Euphorbiaceae
Product: WEB family protein At5g55860
Exons: 2
Coding region: 198-1943 (581 amino acids)
Source: RefSeq, a predicted model, not a curated record